Messenger RNA from Camelina sativa (false flax), 1228 nucleotides. RefSeq names its product oleoyl-acyl carrier protein thioesterase 1, chloroplastic. The record is from RefSeq and is a predicted model, not a curated record. Lineage: Eukaryota; Viridiplantae; Streptophyta; Magnoliopsida; Brassicales; Brassicaceae. Gene Ontology annotation, molecular function: acyl carrier activity; fatty acyl-[ACP] hydrolase activity. Gene Ontology annotation, biological process: fatty acid biosynthetic process.
AUCCGUCGUAGAAUCGUCGCAUCUUCCGUCUCUUGUUCUCAGACGAAGAAGACGGGUUUGGUGGAUCCUUUGCGAGCGGUUGUAUCUGCUGAUCAAGGAAGUGUGAUUCGAGCUGAACAAGGUUUGGGUACUCUCGCGGAUCAGCUCCGAUUAGGUAGUUUGACUGAAGAUGGUUUGUCUUAUAAAGAGAAGUUUGUUGUCAGAUCUUACGAAGUCGGUAGUAACAAAACCGCUACCAUUGAAACCAUCGCUAAUCUCUUACAGGAGGUGGGAUGUAAUCAUGCACAAAGUGUUGGGUUUUCGACUGAUGGGUUUGCAACAACACCUACGAUGAGGAAAUUGCAUCUCAUUUGGGUUACUGCUAGGAUGCACAUUGAGAUCUACAAUUACCCUGCUUGGGGUAAUGUGGUUGAGAUAGAGACAUGGUGUCAGAGUGAAGGAAGGAUUGGGACAAGGCGUGAUUGGAUUCUUAAGGAUUGUGCCACUGGUGAAGUCACUGGCCGUGCUACAAGCAAGUGGGUGAUGAUGAACCAAGACACAAGACGGCUUCAGAAAGUUUCCGAUGAUGUCCGGGACGAGUACUUGGUCUUUUGUCCUCAAGAACCCAGAUUAGCAUUUCCGGAAGAGAAUAACAGAAGCUUGAAGAAAAUCCCAAAACUCGAAGAUCCGGCUCAGUAUUCAAUGAUUGGGCUCAAGCCUAGACGAGCUGAUCUUGACAUGAACCAGCAUGUCAAUAAUGUCACCUACAUUGGUUGGGUUCUCGAGAGCGUACCACAAGAAAUUGUAGACACGCACGAACUUCAGGUCAUUACUCUGGAUUACAGAAGAGAAUGUCAACAAGACGAUGUGGUGGAUUCACUCACCACCUCGGAAAUUGGUGGAACCAAUGGCUCUGCCACGUCUGGCACACAGGGCCACAACGAUAGCCAGUUCUUGCACCUCCUAAGGUUGUCUGGAGAUGGUCAGGAGAUCAACCGCGGGACAACCCUGUGGAGAAAGAAGCCAUCAAGAUAAGAUAUACCAUUUUGUUCUCAAGUUUCCAUCAUCUCACUGAAGAUUUCGCUUCAGGAGUCUGAGCAGGACUCAUUUUUUUUUUCUCUUUCAAAUUUGGGUUAGGCUAGAAAGAACUGGAUUGUGGGAGUAAUCUUUGUUGAACUUGAUUAUGUUUGUUCAUGUUUUUUGUACAAAUUUUGGGGAUAUAGCCAAAACCCAUAUCAUCUUUGGUCUU